AGACAGCGAGAACGCGGUGUCCCCGGGUGGCCCCUGGGUCCCUUCCUCAUUUUGCCAUCCUUCUCGGGACCACUCUGGCUUUUCGCAGCCCGAAUCACAGCCUCUGAAUAGCCAGGUGUCCUUACCCACCACCCGCCCUCCCCGGUUGGGGCAGAGCAGCCUGAGGUGCCAGCUCCGCGAGGCUGGAGUGGGAGGCGAGCACAGUCCGGCGAGAAAAUCUGCUCGGUCCCAGGCAUCCGCCGCUGCCCCUUUGAUGUUUUGGUACGCCGUGCGCAUGCGCCUCACAUUAGAAUUACUGCACUGGGCAGACUAAGUUGGAUCUCCUCUCUUCAGUGAAACCCUCAAUCCCAUCAAAAACUAAAGGGAUGUGGAGAGUCCGGAAAAAGGGCUACUUUGGGAUUUGGUCAUUCGCCUUAAUAAUCGCCGCUGUCUGUGCUCAGAGUGUCAAUGACCCUAGUAAUAUGUCGCUGGUUAAAGAGACGGUGGAUAGACUCCUGAAAGGCUAUGACAUUCGUUUGAGACCAGAUUUUGGAGGUCCCCCAGUGGCUGUGGGAAUGAAUAUUGACAUCGCCAGCAUUGAUAUGGUUUCUGAAGUCAAUAUGGAUUAUACGUUGACAAUGUACUUUCAGCAAGCCUGGAGAGAUAAGAGGCUGUCGUAUAAUGUAAUACCUCUAAACUUGACUCUGGACAAUAGAGUGGCAGACCAGCUCUGGGUGCCAGAUACCUACUUCCUGAACGAUAAGAAGUCGUUUGUGCAUGGAGUGACCGUCAAGAACCGCAUGAUCCGCCUGCAUCCGGAUGGGACGGUCCUCUAUGGCCUCAGAAUCACAACCACAGCUGCCUGCAUGAUGGACCUAAGGCGGUACCCACUGGAUGAACAAAACUGCACCUUGGAAAUUGAAAGCUAUGGAUAUACAACUGAUGACAUUGAGUUUUACUGGCGUGGGGAUGAUAACGCAGUAACAGGAGUAACAAAGAUUGAACUUCCACAGUUCUCUAUUGUAGAUUACAAACUUAUCACCAAGAAGGUUGUUUUUUCCACAGGUUCCUAUCCCAGGUUGUCCCUCAGCUUUAAGCUUAAGAGAAACAUUGGUUACUUUAUCCUGCAGACAUACAUGCCUUCCAUUCUGAUCACUAUCCUCUCCUGGGUCUCCUUCUGGAUUAACUAUGAUGCUUCAGCUGCAAGAGUGGCAUUAGGAAUUACAACUGUGCUUACAAUGACCACAAUCAAUACCCACCUCCGGGAGACUCUCCCUAAAAUCCCCUAUGUGAAGGCCAUUGACAUGUACCUGAUGGGGUGCUUUGUCUUUGUUUUCAUGGCCCUUCUGGAAUAUGCUUUGGUCAACUACAUCUUCUUUGGGAGGGGACCCCAACGCCAAAAGAAAGCAGCUGAGAAGGCUGCUAGCGCCAACAACGAGAAGAUGCGCCUGGAUGUCAACAAGAUUUUUUAUAAAGAUAUUAAACAAAAUGGGACCCAAUAUCGAUCCUUGUGGGACCCAACUGGAAACCUCUCCCCAACUAGACGGACUACCAAUUACGAUUUCUCUCUGUAUACGAUGGACCCCCAUGAGAACAUCUUACUUAGCACUCUUGAAAUAAAAAACGAAAUGGCCACAUCUGAGGCUGUGAUGGGACUUGGAGACCCCAGGAGCACAAUGCUGGCCUAUGAUGCCUCCAGCAUCCAGUAUCGGAAAGCUGGGUUGCCCAGGCAUAGUUUUGGCCGAAAUGCCCUGGAACGACACGUGGCACAAAAGAAAAGUCGCCUGAGGAGACGCGCCUCCCAGCUGAAAAUCACCAUCCCCGACUUGACUGAUGUGAAUGCCAUAGAUCGGUGGUCCCGCAUUUUCUUCCCAGUGGUUUUUUCCUUCUUCAACAUCGUCUAUUGGCUUUAUUAUGUGAACUAAAACAUAGCCUCCCCUGGGAAGCAAGGACUAGAUUCCUCCUCAAACCAGUUGUACAACCUGAUGUAGGACUUGGAAAACACAUCAAUCCAGGACAAAAGUGAUGCUAAAAUACCUUAGUUGCUGGCCUAUCCUGUGGUCCAUUUCAUACCAUUUGGGUUGCUUCUGCUAAGUAAUGAAUACACUAAGGUCCUUGUGGUUUUCCAGUUAAAAUGAAAGUGAUUUGUACACAUGCUGGCAAGAUUGAGCCUGAAUGUUUCACUUUAUCUUCUUAGUAUGCGGCCAUCUACAAAGGGGAAUUAUUUAGAAGAUAUUCUUAGAAGGCUCAAUAACUCUCAUACAUUUCACUGAGAAGUGAUCAUAUCCAGAUACUUCCCCGUCUUCACUCCUAGGGUUGGCAUGCUGUUGAGAUAGCACUGUGCUUAUGAAACAUUAUCUGCAAUGCCAUGCAAACGUUCUUACUGAAGAUGGUCUGUGCCUGGCUUACUAAGAUGAUACUAGUGCCAUGGGAAGAUAAUUCCCACUGGAUUCUAGAAGGUCCUCAUGUAAUUUGAAUAGGAUGGGGGAGUCAAAACAGAGACUCAGGAAACCAAUUUGGCCAGUCUUUGCUUGAGCACAGGGAAUCAACUAUGACGUCUUCUCUUGACAUUUAGAGACGGGGAGACUUCUGAACAUUAUCAUGCAUGGUAGCCAAAGAAAUUUUUCUGAAAAGCUAUUUCCUAGGUGGUUAAAGUAAGAGCUAACAACCCAGAGCAGAGUGGAAAAUUCAGAAAUGACUGUUGUAGCAAAAUUAAAGCAAGAGAGCAGCAUGACCCUUAUCAGUCCCACACAGCAUCUGGUCUAUACAUACUGUGUUCAGCGGCAAAAGGUAGAGCGAGAGAGAAUUUGUCCAACCUCACAAGCUUUUGACAGCAUACAUACAGAGGUUUUUAUAGUUUAUCUAAUCAAAAGCUAACCACAAAAUAGAAAAGUUAGCAGAAUUAGAAGUGUCUUAGAUGUAGGUUAGAUUGGGACUCAUGCAAAUAUAUAGAGAACACAAAGCCAGCAAACAGUUGCUUUUCUCAAACAAUGUCAGCUGUCUCUGCAAUAUUUCCCUAUAAGUUUAUUUCUGAAUUUAAUAGGGUAUUUUCAAAGAAGCAUUUGUUCAUUUCUUUAAAGGAUUAAUAGUUCUUUCCAGCUUUUCUUCCUUCUGAAAUUCUGAUUAUAUUCUUAGGAGACAGAUAAAGUAAGGCUUUGGAGAGAUUGCAUGAACUAUAUUUCCUUCUUUGCAGUGAACUUCACCUUUGUAUUUUCAUAGCAAACAAUACUUCAAAGAUUAUGUGCACAAGUAGAGUUAGUUUGUGAGUUUGUUGAGUUUGAAUUUUUAAGGAUCCUUUCAUUGGGUAUGUUGCAAUCUGCCUAUGGAAGAAAAUAUGGAAACUAGUGGAAAAUAGGACGACAACAAAGCCGCCUAAACGUGAUGAAUGUUAUGAGCCUCAGUUGAUAUUGCAGAAAAACAUAUAACUGAUAAUCAGGCAGGCACUAUGUAUUGUUUUUUAUUCUAUCUUUAAAUUAUGUCAUUCUGUUUCUUUCUAUACUAAUUGGACAUAUGCAUACAUAUGUUGGACAGGAAAGAGAAUAAGCUAAUAUAUUUUAUUUCUAUCAAUGUGAGGUUCAUAUUUUGCUUUUCUUGGAGAAAAUAGUGAAUUGCUAAAUUUUCCUUAAAGUUUGAUUUGAUUGAACUUUUUCUUGGUGGAUGACUUUGCUAUUUCUAUUUCAAAACAAAAAAACACCUCUUUUCGGAGUAACAUUCCUAAUUGUGCAUCGUAGCCAAGGCCAGUAUCUGCCUGUGAAUAAAAUGUAUGUUUUCUUCCCUUGAUGAUUCAGCAGCUUGGAGUAUGAUGGAGUCCUGCUGCCCUUACCUUCCAACCAUCAGAGAAUAACAACCACACAAAAGCUUUAGCAUUCAGCUUUCUGAAUUUGCCCCAAGAUGGGAUGGAAUUUUUUUUCACCAGCAUAGGGAACUCUGACCCUUAUUUUUUUGAUUGUACACUUGAACACCUCUAAGUGUGAUCUUUGGGCAGAAUCCAACCAAGGUUCUGCCCACGGGCUCAGAGUAGCAAUUCCUCAAGUUUCUCCAGGGACACACUUUCUCCUAGGCAACCAUUCGGGGGCAUCACACUACUGAAAGUGCCUGCCCCUUGUGGCCAGGGGUUAAAGUUUGAGUAGCAUAUAUCAGGAAGGAGCAUAUCGAUAACUCAGGUGCACAACUCCAAAAUGCCAUUCUGGAAAGGCUUUUCUAGAGACAACACAGAGCUCAAGUCUAGAAGUGGGCUCUUAUUUGCAAUUAUUGUAAAAGCCAUAAAAAUCCUUGAUAUUGUCAUUUAUGGUUACAACAAAAUUUUGAUGUCCAGGGAAGUCAACAGAGUAACUUUAGAUCAAAGUGGAGAGAAGCAACUUCACAUCAUAAGCCUCAAAAGCACAUGACCAAGGAUUCAUUUCUGCUCUUGGUGAUAAGAAAGAAACUAGGAAAAGGAGAAAGGUGGGAACUUGGAACACAUACCCUGGAGCGAAAUCCACAUAUUGGCAUUCAUGACCAUGUAGAUAGAAACAACUGACUCAUCCUGCCCAGAGAGAACAGUAGAUAUAGAAUUUAUUCUGAAACUACAUUUUUACUGUAGUAGGAUUGGAUUGUAGUCACCAAACUGGGGAGGGUUGGGGAGGGGUGCUAGAUCUCAAAAGCCCACAAAGAUCAGUCAGCUUGAUAGCCAGUGGUUAAAUUUAAGGACCACAAAAGUGUGUUUUGGAAAUUCUGAUAUGGUAUUACUAUCAGUUUAUACAUAUAUGUAUAGUUUUUCUUUUGGUUAUGAAACAGCCAGAUAGCCAGCAAUUAAGGUGUUUUUUCAUCCUUGUGAAAUUCAUAGGCAAAUUCUGACUCUAAAAUGCACAGUCUAAAUGAAAUCUCUGAUCUCAAUCUGUAUAUAUGUAUUGUACAUGACUCUAGUAGGUAUGAAAUGCAUUUUCAGAAUUGAAAACUCAUGCAACAUAAUCAUGUGUUUGCAUAAGGAAUGUUACAAUUCUUUCUACUGCAAUUUAACAACAGGGGAAAAGACUUAAGCAGUGCCAUCUAGACCUUUUCUCUUCUCAUUUCUUCAAAUGCAGCGCUAAGUAAAAAAGAUUAUAAUAACAAAAAUGGUUUAUGAAUCAAAAGACUUUACAUUCUAGCAUUAGGACACAAAAAAAUCUGUCUGCUAACAAAAGCACAAAAUAUAGAGAAAGUUCAGUGGAAUGUGUAAUGAGGAAAUGAAUCAUAUUUAUUUUAAGCAAGACCUGCAUUAAAUUGGCGACUAAGACAAUUUCCAUUUUCUAUAGGUAACUGUGUUCCAGUUUUAUGACUAACUUCAUAUUCAACAACAAAAACAGCAAAACAAUCAACAAAUAACAGGUCUUACAACAUAUCUACAUGUAUAUAUGUGUAUAUAUAGAUCCAUAUAAACAUACAUACAUAUAUAUAUGCAUUCAUAUGUUGGAAAACAAAAGGAAUAAGCUAAUAUGUUUUAUUUCCUUCAUUAAACCAGAGUAUGAAUAUUUUUAAUUUGACAACCAACAAAUCAACAUAUUGAAACAAGUAAUACAGGGUACUGAGCAUUUCUCUAUCAGCAAAUCAAUGCCUACAGUUCCUAUGAACCAUUGCACAGUUUGACACUACAAUAGUACUGUACCUCAGAACAUCGGAAAUUAACUAGUUCUCACAUUGCUUGUCUACUGCUCUCUUUUUCAAGGAAACAAAUAACAUUGUCCAUUGGUGAUUUAAAAACAAAUAUGUCUUAAGAAAACAGAAAAUGAUAAAUAUAUAUAUAUAUAUAUAUUCCUCCUAGGAGGAGGAAAAAAAAAAACUAAACCCCACCAUGUUGGUUAGGGCAAAUGUUCUUAACGGUAGCAAUCAUGCCAUUUUGCUAAAUGUACAGAAUACAUGUAAUGUGAGCAACCAUAACUUUCACUGAGCGUGUGUAAAUAUUAAAACAGAUUUCUUAAAUAUUUUUAACUUCUAAUUUGUAUUUUAUGGUAAGGCAACGUGCUAAUUCUGUUUAUGGCUUAAGUUAAUGUGUUAUAAUAUGAUGUAAAUAAUUCAACAUGCUGUAAAUGAAUAGUCGAUAGAUACAAAUUGUUUAGUUUUCUCUUUCUUAAUUUUAUUUAUUUUUUACUAAGUACAGUUACUGCAGUGCCCCAGCAGAGUAAUUUAAACACCCUUUUGCGUAAAUGGUUUGGGAUCCCAGACAGAAGGGUUUCAAUUUCAAUUUGCUAUCACACACUCACACACAUAUCCACAUACACACGCACACACAUACACACAUUCAAACACACACACUCUUUCACCUGCCCACUCACUCACUCCCACUCUCGGCCUCUCCAUGAGAAACGCUGUAGUGUUAGUGUAGUCAAUGUAACAACCAAGAGACAGCCUUAGAAACGGCAAGUGGGAAAAGCAGAAAUGAUCAUUGAUAACUUGAUGGGGUUUUUUAUAUGUCAGAGUUCAAGAAACCAAAGGCUGUAACUUAAAUCUCAAUUUUCAAAGAGUAAAAGUUUAUAUUGAUGACACUACAGAAAUAGAAGUGCUUAUUAUUCAUACUUGCUCCAGAAAUUUGUUACACACAAUACAUACUAGAAGACUUUUUUUUAAUAAUAGCGUUUUAUCCUUAGAUAGUAUUGUUCCUUUCAACCAAAGACUCCAGAAUUAUUAAAAAAGUAAAAAGGAAAGAAAAAAGGAAAAAUAGGGGAAAAUCGAAAAAAAAAAAAAGACACUGCUUCACACCAAAGCUUUAAAAAAUAUUUUCCAAAUACACUAGGAAUAUUGUAAAAAAAAAAAAAUAGUAAGGAGCCAAGAGACUACUGAUUAAGAUACUGCUCUAAAGAAAACAUUUAAGAAAAAAACAGCACUCAAAUAUCUAUUAGUUAUUUGGAAAUUCAAGUAAAACAUUUCUGUAGAUAUAUGCAAAAUUUGGGCAUCAGAUUUUAAUUUGCUUUGUGAAGUUCUUUUGUGUUACAGAUAAAUAUGAUCCAAAAUGAUGAAAACAAAACUCUGUGUUUUUUUAACUUUCAAAAGCAAAUGUCUCUCUCCUGUCACAUGUCCAGUAUCUGAUGCCCAUGUGUGUGUCCUUGCACCAUCUGAAGCAAGUUGAUGGUUCCAUCAGCUUGUGUUUUCCCUUUUCAGUUCAAUAAUUUGAGUUCAAUGAUGGUCAUUUUAAACAUAAUUCAUUCAAACAAAGUUGCAAAUAAUUUAAAUUCUAUAACAUUUUGUAUUUUUAUUUGCAUGGGUGUUUAAAUACUUCUGUUAUGAAUAUUGUCCCUGCACAGUUCUGAAUUGUCCUUUUAUAAAAAGUGAUAUUCUAGUUUCUUCACAAUGUAGUGAUUAUCAGCCUUACUAAUGACCUUGUAGCCUUUCUUAAUAUGCACAUAAUGCACAUUUUCCAAUGGCUAGAAAAUGCAAAACACAAGUGGAUUUCAUUGCAUCUAUUUUCAUGUCUUUCUAAAAACAGGACUAUUAAAAUCUCUGGGAUACAUGAGAUCGUAACAAAUGAGGAAUAUAAAUGAAUAGCACAUAAGAAUUAUUUUCUUGACUUUAAACUUAUUACAGCCAGUUUCAGCAUGUAAAUAUACAAUAAUGUUGGCUAGUGUGUAAUUCUUGAACUAAGAAAUAUAAAUAAAACUUAAAAGGA
Molecule: messenger RNA, 7597 nt
Organism: Equus caballus (horse)
Lineage: Eukaryota; Metazoa; Chordata; Mammalia; Perissodactyla; Equidae
Gene: GABRB2
Product: gamma-aminobutyric acid type A receptor subunit beta2
Biological process (GO): regulation of membrane potential; chloride transmembrane transport; chemical synaptic transmission
Cellular component (GO): synapse; plasma membrane; GABA-A receptor complex
Molecular function (GO): neurotransmitter receptor activity; chloride channel activity; extracellular ligand-gated monoatomic ion channel activity
Source: RefSeq, a predicted model, not a curated record